UUGGUAUAAUGUACGGAUUAUCAUUUCUUGGUAUCAGAGCCCUAAGGGUCCUUUUUCUUCUCUAACAGCGUCAAUGGCAGCAUCUUCAUCUUUUUCUUCUGGACAAUUGACCACAUCCAUCUCCACUCCUUCCAUAGCUUCUACCCCUAUCCCUACUCUAGCCGCAACUCCAAAUCAACCACAGUUCUGGCCGAUUAAUCUCUCCACUCUAGUGGCACCUCCACUCACUCAAACUCAUCAUCUUUCGCCCACCUGAUUUCAUCAACACCAGCCCAUAACAAAAUCAAUUUCCUUUGUUCAAUCAAUAUCCAUAUCUCCCAUUUUACCCACAAAAUUUCUUCCCUUCAGCUCCAUCACAACCGCACCAAAAUUCCUUUCCUAAUCGUCCGAUUUCAUCACAUUCGCACCCAAAUACCAGUACAAGUCCUCAGUGCCCGCUAUAUUCCACUCCCAACCUAAUCCAUCAUGUUCAUCCUUAGCCAGCCCCGAUGCAAUUUCCGCCUCCGACACCAAAUUUCUUUGCCCAGCCUCCAAAUCCAUUUUCGGCAAGUCCCUUUCCCAGUCUACCACAGCCUCUAAAUGUCAAACUUAAUGACAACAACUUCCUUCUAUGGAAAAACAGUGGCCUUCAGGGAUAUCUUGAUGGAACAAUAAUGCCGCCGCCGCAAUUUCUGGAUCACCACCAACUCCAACCGAAUCCUGCCUAUUAUACUUGGGAAAGACGACGCCGCCGCCCCCUUUUUCCGCCGGCCACCCCUUCUCCGACAAACGGCAGUCCCUCGGUUGAGUUGGUUGAGCAGCGGCGGCACGACGCUCCCCCACGAACCAGCAGCGGCGGCAGCUGAACCUCUCCACGGCCACCGCACCUUCGACGAACAGAAACUCCGCGGCCACGAACGGCGACGAUCUGUGGUGGUGGCUCACGACCUGCGACGGUGCUUAACGAACAGAAGAUACCCACGACGAACAGAGAAGUUUCGGCUCCUCCUCCGGCGUUCUUCAGUGUUCCGCCGACCCUCCACGGCGGCGCACGGCGAACAGCCCAGAUCUGCGACGUAUUUUUCGUUCCGGCGACUUUCGACACUUACCCACACCCAACCGAGGACUGAUUUGAGUACCCACACCCACACCCACACGAAGUGUAAUCCGUACCACCCUGUCGGCAUCAGGAUUUAGAAGCCCAAACCUCUUCGGCAUUGAUUCGGCCACCCAAUUCGAACCCAAAUCAGUUUAGGACCAAAAAGUUUGAGCCUUUUCGAACUCGAUUUUGCAGUACCGAACUCAUUAGACAUCGAACCACUUUUAACCCAAGUGGUUUUAGCCUGAGUUAAUAGGACCCUUUCGGUGAAGCUUAGGAGCGUUAGGACCUGUUUGUAAAGGUUGCUGACUGAGUAUUAGUGGCUGCACUCACCCCCUCCGUGUUCCUGGACAAAAUUUGCAGGUAACGAGAAAACUCACGAGAAUGAUAAUGGCGUGAAGGAGACUUGACUAGAAGGACCAUAUAGCGGAAUAAAAAACACAAUGGAAAGCAAGUUCUCAGCUAAUGGUUGUAAGAAAAGGAAACGAAUUGAAGAACAGAGAAAGUCGCUUCCAAUAGCUUCUGUUGAGAAACUUCUCGUUCAAAGGGUGCAUAGUAACGAUACAUUGAUUAUUGUUGGUGAUACUGGAAGUGGAAAAACGACACAGAUACCGCAGUUCCUGUUUAAUGCUGGAUUUUGUCGAGAUGGAAGAGCUAUUGGGGUGACACAACCUCGGCGUGUUGCUGCUGUAACUGUAGCCAAAAGAGUUGCUGAGGAAUGUGGUGUCGAGUUGGGCCAAAAGGUUGGAUAUUCUAUCAGAUUCGAGGAUGAAACCUCUAGUUCCACAAGAAUCAAGUACAUGACCGAUGGUCUACUACUGAGGGAAGCAUUGUUGGACCCUUAUCUUUCCAGAUACUCAGUUAUCAUUGUUGAUGAAGCUCACGAGAGAACUGUUAAUACUGAUGUACUGCUAGGAUUUUUGAAAAAAGUCCAGAGAGCAAGAUCUAGAUCUCUGAAUGACUCUGUUAUGAGUAACACUGAGAACAUGAAUGUUAAUAGCAUGAUGUUAGAAAAUGGAAAUGGUGGUAAAAAUGACAGUUCCUUCAAGCGAUGUCAAGGAAGGAAACUACCCCCAUUGAAGUUAAUUAUUAUGUCCGCCAGCUUAGAUGCACGCCUUUUCUCAGAGUACUUCGGUGGUGCGAGGGCUGUCCACGUCCAAGGGCGUCAAUAUCCAGUAGAUAUAUUUUAUCUUUAUAAGCCUGAUCCAGAUUAUUUAGAGGCCAUUCUUAUUACUAUAUUUCAGAUUCAUCUGGAGGAGAGUCCCGGUGAUAUACUUACAUUUUUGACUGGGCAAGAAGAGAUAGAAUCUAUGGAAAAUCUUGUCAAGGAUAAGAUUCAGAAGUUACCUGAAGGAAGACGAAAUUUAGUAACUAUCCCUAUAUAUUCAGCACUUCCAUCAGAGCAGCAACUGCGAGUUUUUGCCCCAGCUCCACCUGGAAUUCGUAAGGUAAUAUUGGCAACAAAUAUUGCUGAGACAUCCUUGACAAUUCCUGGAAUCAAGUAUGUUAUUGAUCCUGGAUUGGUAAAAGCACGCACCUAUGAUCCAAGCAAAGGAAUGGAAUCAUUGAUUAUUAUUCCAACCUCGAAAGAGCAGGCACUACAAAGGAGUGGACGUGCAGGCCGUGAAGGACCUGGAAAAUGCUUUCGUCUGUAUCCAGAGAUUACGUUUGAUAAACUUGAGGAUUCAACAAAGCCAGAGAUUAAGAGAUGCAACCUUUCCAAUGUCAUUUUGCAAUUGAAGGCUUUAGGCGUUGAUGAUAUCAUAGGAUUUGAUUUCUUAGAGAAACCACCAAGGCAGGCUAUUAUCAGGUCAUUGGAGCAAUUGCUUCUACUGAGGGCUUUAACAGAUGACGGGAAACUAUCCAAUCCAAUAGGACAUCAAAUGGCUCGCCUUCCUUUAGAUCCAAUGUACUCCAAAGCUUUGAUUGUUGCCGGCCAGUUCAAUUGCUUGGAAGAAAUGUUGAUAACUGUGUCAAUGCUCUCUGUGGAAUCCAUUUUUUACAGCCCUCGGGAGAAGUUAGAAGAGGCAAGAGCUAAAAUGAAAUGUUUUUCAAGUCCGGAAGGGGAUCACCUCACUCUAAUCAAUGUAUAUCGAUCUGCUGAAGAAUUUCUGAGUAAGAAAACAUUGACAUUCAGCAAAGAAAAAGUUGAGAAAAGUUUGAGAAAGUGGUGCAAGGAAAAUUUUAUAAACAGUCGAUCUUUGAGACACGCACGUGACGUUCACAGUCAAAUUAGGGGGCAUGUUGAACAAAUGAGUCUUCCUCUUCAGUCUUGUGGAGAGGACAUGCUUCAGUUCCGCAGAUGUCUGGCUGCUUCUUUUUUUCUCAAUGCAGCAACAAAGCAGCCCGAUGGAACGUAUAGGGAUUGUGCAAGCGGUGAGGCAGUACAGAUUCACCCUUCUUCAGUGUUAUUUCGCAAAAAACCAGAUUGUGUAAUUUUCAACGAAUUCAUUCAAACUAAUCAUAAGUACAUCCGCAACCUUACUAGAAUCGAUCGACUUUGGCUGACUGAACUGGCUCCUCAUUGUUAUGCGUUGCCGAAUUAAUCAAUGUACUCGAACAGGAACUUUGUCCACAGCCAGUGAGUGUUAAUUUAAAAUUUUGAAGCAUUAGCCAGCCAUGGGAAUGACAACGAAGCCCUCAUGGACCUUUUUUUUUUUCUUUUUUUUCUUCCCCCUUUUCGCCAUUUUUUUGGAUCGGGAUCGGGAUUGGUAUCGGAAUCAGAGUAGGGUUAGUUCAGAAAAUUUCCCCAUGGGGUUGAGUUGUCAUAUUUGUAGGACAAUUAUGUUGUAUUUAUAAUUAUAUUGGUUUUAUAAAUAUAAAU
Molecule: messenger RNA, 3902 nt
Organism: Momordica charantia (bitter melon)
Lineage: Eukaryota; Viridiplantae; Streptophyta; Magnoliopsida; Cucurbitales; Cucurbitaceae
Source: RefSeq, a predicted model, not a curated record